Messenger RNA from Ictalurus punctatus (channel catfish), 708 nucleotides. Its product is annotated as ER membrane protein complex subunit 7. Bases 72 to 695 code for a protein of 207 amino acids. Gene Ontology annotation, cellular component: EMC complex. The record is from RefSeq and is a predicted model, not a curated record. NCBI's taxonomy places the organism in Eukaryota, Metazoa, Chordata, Actinopteri, Siluriformes, Ictaluridae. The transcript has a single exon.
AUCCAGCUGAUUCCAGGGUCACUGCUAUCUACUGAACGUUCAAACAACGCGUUCAUCAUGUAACCGGCGCAAUGCAGCAUCUUAAAAGAAUAUUGGACGUGUAUAUUGUUUUACAGUCCGCGUUUGUGCUGUCGUGCUGUUUCACCGAGUCGGAGCCCGGGCCUGGUGCGGUGAAUGGAGACCGCCUCAAGAUCGAGGGCCGUGUGGUUGUCUCGGGUGUGAAAGCGCAGGACUGGGUCUCUUCAGCCCGGGUCCUGGUAGAGGGAGGCGAGUAUAUCGGAUUUCUCAGGACCAAUGAGAGUUUCGCUGUGCAUGAUGUUCCAUCUGGAUCGUACGUAGUUGAAAUCAUAUCUCCAUCUUACAAACUCAAGCCAGCCCGAGUGGACAUCACCUCUAAAGGGAAAAUGAGAGCCCGCUUGGUGAACUACAUCAAGACCUCGGUGGUCUCGAAGGUAAUCCGACAGCCGUACCCCCUCCACAUGAGAGCCAGUGGACCUCAUUCGUACUUCAUGAAGCGAGAGACAUGGGAGUGGACUGAUCUCCUCAUGAAUCCGAUGGUCAUGAUGAUGGUCCUUCCUUUACUAAUCAUCGUUCUGGAACGAGAAAUCUUGCAAGGCCAAGAACCACUGGGUUACCCUGGUGUUGGUGUCCUUGGCCUUGGACAUCCACUGGAGUGGGACGUGGUCAGUCACUAGGACGAAGUGCCGG